Molecule: messenger RNA, 240 nt
Organism: Chanos chanos (milkfish)
Lineage: Eukaryota; Metazoa; Chordata; Actinopteri; Gonorynchiformes; Chanidae
Gene: camk2n1b
Product: calcium/calmodulin-dependent protein kinase II inhibitor 1b
Exons: 2
Coding region: 1-240 (79 amino acids)
Biological process (GO): negative regulation of protein kinase activity
Molecular function (GO): protein kinase binding; calcium-dependent protein kinase inhibitor activity
Source: RefSeq, a predicted model, not a curated record
AUGUCGCAGGUGUUACCUUACAACGAAGAGAACAUUUCUCAUUAUGGCGAUGAAGGGGACGAAGAACAAAUAUCUCUCACUUGUCGUUUGCAGAACACCAGUAACUUCUUUGGUGCUGCUCAGAACAAAAGACCACCCAAACUUGGACAGAUUGGAAGGAGUAAGCGAGUUGUCAUAGAAGAUGACAGAAUUGAUGAAGUGUUGAAAAACACAACAGAGAAGCCGUCAAGCGAAGUGUAG